Molecule: messenger RNA, 1052 nt
Organism: Oryza sativa Japonica Group (Japanese rice)
Lineage: Eukaryota; Viridiplantae; Streptophyta; Magnoliopsida; Poales; Poaceae
Product: protein DMP7
Biological process (GO): endomembrane system organization
Source: RefSeq, a predicted model, not a curated record
CUUCAUUCAGGCUGCUGGAUCUAUUUUCAUUAUCUGUUGCUGUGAUGUUCUUAGCUUCUAUGUGGGGGCAAAGGUUCGGUUGGCUCGGUACUCUUGCUGAAGCAAUCCUUUCUUCCUUGCCUAAGUUCAUGAGUACCGAAAGUCCCCCAACAAGCUCGUGCAUACACUCAUACAGCCCCUACCAAUGGCUGAGAAAGAAGAAUGCAAGGUGCUCAUCGAUCAAGCCAGCAACGAAGCUGGUGAUCCACACCAAGACGACGACUGCGAAGACGAAGACGACGACGAUAGCUCGAGCCUCAUCCUGCUGACCAACCUCAUCCUGAGCGGCACGGCGCGGCUCAACGUCCUCCUCCCCACCGCCACCAUCCUCGCCUUCGCCAUCUUCGCGCCCCUCCUCACCGACGACGGCAAGUGCACCCGCCUCAACCGCGCCCUCACCGGCGCCCUCAUGCUCCUCUGCGCUGCCUCCUGCGUCUUCUUCACGCUCACCGACAGCUUCCGCUCCCCCACCGGCCGCCUCCGGUACGGCAUCGCCACGACGAGCGGCAUCCGCACGUUCUGCGUCGGCGGCCGGCGUCGCCGGCGGGGCGGCGGGAAGGCGGGGCCGAGGGAGCCGGAGAGGUACAGGCUGCGGUGGUCGGACCUCUUCCACACCGCCCUGGCCCUCGUCGCCUUCGUCACGUUCGCCGCGUCGCACCACGACAUCGUGCUGUGCUACUACCCCGGCGUGCCCAGGAAGGUGGUGAACACGGUGCCCCUCGUGAUCGGCUUCGUGGUCAGCCUCCUCUUCGUGCUCUUCCCGUCCAAGAGGAGGGGAAUCGGGUACCCGUUCCUGCUCAGCACCGACCUUGUCUACCUACGCCGCUGAUGAGACGAAAGGAUCGCAUGGUCUUCUGAUGGAUUUGUAUUAUGUGAAAGUUUGAUUUUACAUGGUUGUCUUGGGGUAAUUUGAGCCAAAAUGUAUGUACAUUCUUCAUUGCCUCUCUCAAGUGAAGUACAAAGCGGGAAACAAUGUGUGUUGGAUGAGAUAUAUAUCAAGUAACUUUGUUUCA